UAUCAGGAGUUCGUCAUAUGUACAUUUCACCUUGGAUUACAUUAACGUUACCUUGAUAAAAUCGUUGACGGGAAGUAAAAAUUUGAUGUGCGGCAAGAUAGUAAGUUUUGUAAAGCUUGUAAAGUUGUAAUAUUUUAGCUCCUCUUCAAUGGAUUUCUACAAGAAUUUGUCAGGAGAGCAGUGGAUGGCUUUGCUGCCAUUUGGAGUGGCUUGUGUUGCCAUUGGCUACUCUGCAAAAACUUUCCUGGACAAAAAGACUUGUGGUGCUCAAGUAAACCCAUGCAUCCGCAAGAACGAAGCUAAAGUUGUCAACACUGUUGACAUAGAAGAGAUUGGUAACCAGAAAGCCUUCUGUCGUUGCUGGAGGAGUGAAAAGUUCCCUUACUGCGAUGGGUCUCACAACAAGCACAAUGAAACCACUGGCGACAAUGUUGGACCUCUGCUGGUUAAGAAGAGUUAAUUUUGUGGUCUUGCUUUGAUGGAACAAUUUGUUGAGCUAGCGACACUUGGAGAAACUAUACUGGGCUGGCAUUUCAACUGUACAUUAAUAGAGCUGUCUCAAGUGUUAACUCUGAAUUAUGAUUAGGGGCAAAAUAAGUCCUACAGUUAUAUAUUAUUCAGAUGUUGUGGAUGAAUGAUGUGGCUAUUUUUAUUUUACAAAUGAUCUACAGGAAAAGAUUGUGAUUGAAUUGAAAGAUUCUCAUAAAACGUUUGGUUCUAAAUUUUCUCCAUUGACCUGGCGGGGCAUAUUUAGUCAAAUUAAUUGUGCAGCUAUAUAAACUCAUUCUUUCUCGAGAUGUUGGCAUCUCGAUCAAUAUCAUAGCAUAUCUCUAUUAUCUUUCUAUAAACAGUAUUGAAUGCUCAUCUAUUCUAGUGAAUUUGUUGGAAGAGACUCAUGUUGCGGCUGCAUUGUGGUCUUGAGUUUAGUUAUGACCGUCGUAAAUUUGAAUUUUGCUAAAUGAUAGUAAUGAGUUUCAUCAUCAAAACGGACAAUUAAUGAGAUUUGAUUUGGCUUCCAAUUUCUGUUCAUCGUGUCACUGAUCUACUAUUAAACUAUUAUUGGAAA
This is a messenger RNA of Hyalella azteca, 1066 nucleotides long. It is a transcript of the gene Cisd2, whose product is annotated as CDGSH iron-sulfur domain-containing protein 2 homolog B. The record is from RefSeq and is a predicted model, not a curated record. Lineage: Eukaryota; Metazoa; Arthropoda; Malacostraca; Amphipoda; Hyalellidae. The transcript is spliced from 4 exons. Gene Ontology annotation, biological process: regulation of autophagy. The coding region runs from base 149 to 460 and encodes 103 amino acids. Gene Ontology annotation, molecular function: 2 iron, 2 sulfur cluster binding. Gene Ontology annotation, cellular component: intracellular membrane-bounded organelle; mitochondrial outer membrane.